This is a messenger RNA of Acaulospora morrowiae, 579 nucleotides long. Lineage: Eukaryota; Fungi; Glomeromycota; Glomeromycetes; Diversisporales; Acaulosporaceae. The record is from the annotation of a GenBank genome assembly.
AUGAACUUCCGGAAUAAAUUCAAUAAAUGCCCUAGAUGCAACAAAAAAAAGGUCCUAGAGUAUGGGAAAAACUCGUGUACCGAUUGUCUUUCUGCAAAAUCUCUACCUGUUAAAUCAAUUAAGAAAAAACAUGAUAAAUGCCCUGGGUGUAGCAAAAAAAAGAUCCUUAAAUAUGAGAACAACGAUUUGUGUAGCGGCUGUUAUUCAGCGCAAUUUCAGUCGGUCAAUAGCGGAAAUAUACAUAUCAACAAUUUAAUUAAAGCAACCCAUAAAAAUAAUAUCCAAUUCAGGUUAGAAUGGAUCCCAUUUGGAGAUUUUACAAAAGUCCAGAAAAUUGCAGAGGGUGGAUUCAGCAAGAUAUUCAUCGCUUCAUGGAAACAUGGAAAGGUUAAGAGUUAUAAUGGAGGAUAUUUUAAUCGGACAGGUCACAAAACAGUUGUACUAAAAAUCCUCAAUGAUUCUCAAAAUAUAAACUCGGAGUUUAUAAAGGAGGUAAAUUACACAAUAUUACUAAAACCCAACCAAACUCCUAUAAGCGUUGUCUUAUUCAAUGUUAUGGAGUAUCACAAGAACAAAUAA